Vanderwaltozyma polyspora DSM 70294 is the source of this 888-nucleotide messenger RNA. It is a transcript of the gene SEC28, whose product is annotated as coatomer subunit epsilon. Gene Ontology annotation, cellular component: COPI vesicle coat. Gene Ontology annotation, biological process: endoplasmic reticulum to Golgi vesicle-mediated transport; intra-Golgi vesicle-mediated transport; retrograde vesicle-mediated transport, Golgi to endoplasmic reticulum. NCBI's taxonomy places the organism in Eukaryota, Fungi, Ascomycota, Saccharomycetes, Saccharomycetales, Saccharomycetaceae. The record is from RefSeq and is a predicted model, not a curated record. Gene Ontology annotation, molecular function: structural molecule activity; protein binding. The coding region runs from base 1 to 888 and encodes 295 amino acids. The transcript has a single exon.
AUGGAUUAUUUCAGUGUUAAACAAAGUUACUAUACUGGUAAUUUCGCUCAAGUUUUGAAAGAAAUUGUCAAACAAGAGGAUCAAACAGAUGCCACGUUGUUGUUUUAUAAAGCUAGAGCUCUAUUGGCGUUGGGUAAGUAUGAAUCUCAAGCUAGUUCAGGUGCUUUUGGUAAAGUAUUUGAUGCUUACACAGAGUUUUUGAAGAGUAAGAAUGCUAGCAAAUUAGAAAAAUUAGUUGUUAAGGAUGAUUCUACUCCUUUUGAAUUGUUCUUGAUAGCUGCUGCUAAGGCUAUAUUAGGUGACUAUGAAUCAAGUUUAAAUCUAUGUGUUCAAGGUAUCGAUAGUGAUGUUGUUGUUGGUAGUGCUGAACUACUGUUGUUAGCUAUUGAAGUAGCUUUAUUGAACAGUCAAUCAAAUGUCGCUGUUACCAUGUUUGAAAAUUAUACCAAUGCCAAUGGCAAUGAAAUCUCUAGUGAAGACGAGUUGAUCAUUAACAUAGCGGAAUCAUACAUCAAAUUUGCCACUAAUAAAGACACUACUACUUCUAAUUACUAUCAAUUCGAAGAAUUGGCCCAGAGUUUCCCAACUUGGAAAACCCAAUUAAGUUUGUUGAAUUCACAUUUACAACAGGGCAAUAUAGAUCAAGCAGAAGAGAUCGUAAACACCCUAGAAUCAGAUUACUACAGCGUCGAACAAAAAGAAUCUGCAGAAUUGUACAAUCCACAUUUCUUGGCUAGUAAGAUUACUUUAUCAAUCAUGCAAGGCAGUGCCAAUACCGAUGAAUUAAGAAAUGAAUUAACUAAACUAGCUCCAACCCAUUCCUACUCCCAAAACAACAAGGAAAUAAACACAAAAUUCAACGAACUAGUAGCAAAGUACUCUUCAUAA